Molecule: messenger RNA, 658 nt
Organism: Plasmodium gaboni
Lineage: Eukaryota; Apicomplexa; Aconoidasida; Haemosporida; Plasmodiidae
Product: kinesin-5
Exons: 2
Biological process (GO): microtubule-based movement
Molecular function (GO): microtubule binding; plus-end-directed microtubule motor activity; ATP binding
Source: RefSeq, a predicted model, not a curated record
GGAUCAAAAAACUUUGUUUAAUAAUUAUAUUUAUCAAAUAGUAGACGAGGUCUUAGAAGGAUUUAAUUGCACUUUGUUCUGCUAUGGACAGACAGGGACAGGUAAGACAUAUACUAUGGAAGGCAAAAUAUUAGAACACCUGAAACAAUAUGAUAAUAAUAAUAAUAAUAAAAAGAUAGAUUUAAAUGAAAGUGUAAAUAGCGACAUCAGUUACUGUUAUGAACUUUGUGAGAAUGAAGAUACUGGACUUAUAUUUAGAGUGACUAAAAGAAUAUUUGAUAUAUUGAAUAAAAGGAAGGAAGAAAAAAUAAGAUAUUAUAAGGGCAAAAAUAAUAUAUAUGAUGAAAAGGAUAAGAAAAAUAUAAAUAUAAUAAAUAAGGACCCUACUGGUAAUAAUAAAAAUAAUGAUAAUAAUAAUAAAAAUAAUGAUAAUAAUAAUAAAAAUAAUGAUAAAAAGAAUAAUGAUAAUAAUAAUAAUAAUUAUAGUCAUAAUAAUCAUAAUAAUCAUAAUAAUAAUUAUUAUAGUCAUAAUAAAGUCCAUGUUGAUAAAAACCACAUUUUAAACAAUACAAAUAUAAUGGAAGAACAAAAUAAUUUAUCAGUGUGUGAAAUGAGGAGAGAUGCUAAUAGUGAUAUAAUAAAAAAAUGUAGUGUAUCU